Liolophura sinensis is the source of this 3507-nucleotide messenger RNA. RefSeq names its product multiple epidermal growth factor-like domains protein 10. The coding region runs from base 100 to 2235 and encodes 711 amino acids. The transcript is spliced from 11 exons. Lineage: Eukaryota; Metazoa; Mollusca; Polyplacophora; Chitonida; Chitonidae. The record is from RefSeq and is a predicted model, not a curated record.
CUGUUUGUCUCUUGUAUUUAUGACGGUCAGUGUCCAAGUCACGCCUCGUGCGUGGAGAGACGGUUCAAUGAGUGGUUAUGCAUCUGUGACACCGGAUAUAUGGCUUCUGAGGACAAUACAGGAUGCAUCACAGCCGCCUAUCACGGAGACGUCUGUGUAUCUCGGUGUGCGGGACUGAACAUGACUUGUGACACGAACACCACGAGAUGUGUAUGUAACCCAGGGUGCCACCUGGCGGCAGACGGCAGAAACUGUGUGCUUAAUGGGUUCUCCCUUCUGGAUGGAGGGUGCAACGUUACUGAGGACUGUCUUCACCCCAGGGAGAAGGAAUGUGUAAACGGCACCUGUGUCUGCCAAGAUGGUCUCCGGUCAUCAACUGAAUUUGAAAUAAGAGCUUUCAACAGUGAACUUCCUCAGUGCAGGAAUUAUUCCUCAGCCCGACUAGUAGGACUAUUCAACAGCUGUACGUUCAACUGGGACUGUCCAUCUAACGCUUUAUGUAAAGAGAGGAACCCGAACGGAACGAUCUGCUACUGUAACGCUGGCUUCGUGUCAUCACUAGACCGGACAGCAUGUGAAGCUGCUGCUUAUUACAAUGACUCCUGUGUUACUCGCUGUGCUGGAAUGUUUACCACUUGUGAUGCGGUUACGAAGCGUUGCGUGUGCAACCCAGGGUAUUACCGUGGGAAUGACGGUCUUAACUGUGUCUUACCUGGCUACGAUCUCCUGGGUCAGGCCUGCUCAAGACGUUGUCAGCUUUCCAAUGAGCAGUCCUGUGUUAACAACGUCUGCUUCUGUAACGCGGGACUUCGACCGAUGACUGGUGAAGAGUUGAUGGCCUUUGAUUACAGGGGCCAGUGCAUCGAUGAGACUUACUUUUUGACUCACUCAAUCGUGUUCGGUGUCUGCUUCAAUGAUGCCCAAUGCCCCCAGAACGCUCGCUGUAGACUUCGGGGUUGCGAUGGAUAUUUGUGCACAUGCUCGGCGGGUUACACACCUUCAAUUGACUACCGCACUUGCGAAAAAGACGCCUUCUACGAUGAACCUUGCAUUACGCGCUGCGCAGGCGUGAACAUGAUUUGCCAUGAUCUCACUAAGACCUGUCGAUGUCAGUCUGGUAUGAUACCCAAUAGUAACGGCAAGCACUGUACCCCUGAGAACAGGCCACUCUUGGGAGAAAUAUGUGACAUGAGCAGAGACGACUGCUACUUAGACGAGGAACAGACGUGUGUCAACGGACGGUGCGCGUGCCGUAAUGGGACCAGACGUGCCACAUGUGACGAAAUCCUGGCCUUCAAUGAUACUCUAAGUCAGUGUAGACCCGAGGAGUAUUCAUUGGAUUUCUGCCUCAAUUUGACCACAACGACAACAACGCUCUACACGUGGCCCUCUGUCUGGACUAGCGGAAGCGUCAGUUUGUACGGAGUAUGUUUGUGGGACUACCAGUGCACCAGCUACGCUGCCUGCAAGCCACGUGACUGCACCGGCAAUGUUUGUUAUUGUAACGUGGGUUAUGUGGCUUCACUGGACUUAAAGACAUGCGAAAAAGCGGCAUAUUACAACGAGACUUGCGUGACACGCUGUGCCGGGCUCUUCAUGAAGUGCAAUCAAGAGAAGAAAACUUGCGAGUGUGAAAAAGGCUACAUUCCCGGCUGCGACGGGACGUUCUGUGAAAGGCCAGGAAGGCCUCUGCUCGGAGAACGAUGCCUGGACACGUGCUUCUUGUCCAGAGAACAAGAGUGUAUCAACGGUCGAUGUGCAUGUCGGGAAGAUCUAAGAAGGGCAACGGACGAAGAAAUCAGAGCCUUCAAUAACGAAACGCUCCAGUGUGUGUUUUCCAACUUUACUUUGGGCUCGUGCAAUCCAAGAUCACCAGAAAAUACGUCUCCAGGAAAUAUGUCUCCAGGACUGUCAUUCAUACCCCACGAAAUCCUGUGGCCGUCGGUUGCCGGUUUUCUCUGCCUGUGCGUUCUUGUUUUUGUUGUGGGCGUUUUGUGUAGAAAGGUUUGCACCUCCGGCAAGAAAGCACCGCCCUCCUCCUCAAAGGAAGAGUCAUCCAUUGAAGACGAGGACCGCCCCUUUUCCUUGCCCCGCCCUGACAUCUGGCAUCAAGGAUUCUACCGUGGCGACAGAAGCUGGGCGUCCGUCCCGGAGGACAGGUUCGGUAACAGCGCCUUUCCUUUCGGCACCGGCCAUUUCUCCACAGGUUCGACGGACUCGACCGAUGAUGCGUGAUAAAUGACAAUACUCAAAAUGUAACUGGACAUACGUCACUUUUGAUGUGAUGUCCAACGCUAGAAUCAAGACCAACCGAAACGACCAGCGAUAUAUGUUUAUGUAUAUUUUAAGAGUUGAUUAUAUAUAAAUAUGUAUGUAUGUUAUAGUUGAAAAUAAUUUAUUAUGAUUCUUUUGUUUGACAACUCAAUGCAAAUAUAGGUAUGUGAUAAAAUCGUGUUAGCUGGAGGAAUAUACAUUGAUAGCUACCAUAAAUUUAAAAAACAUCACGGAAACUGCUUAUAUCAGUCGAUUGUUUGUCAAAGAACACGUUACAGUUUUUUUCUUACACUUGAAAUAGUAAAUAGAAUGAAAUAGAAUGUCAUUGGCCAGAUGUGUGGAACAGUCUGGAAGGCUGGAAUGUCAACGCUGUUUACGCAUCUCGAACAACAGUGCUUCAAUAAUAACAUUUUUCUGUGUUGCCCUAUAUUGUAGAUACUGGAAAAUAAUUUAGCGAUAUAUAUAGUACAUGGGGGAUUACUGGCAUCACUGAAAAUGAGCCUUUGAGAACAUGUGUUGCCCUUUAUUCGGCAAAGCGCGGGUAACUUCCUACAUUCUGGGCAAACGAUGAUGACAUUGUGCAGGUAGACUUUCCAUGUGUCAUUGGACUUUAAUGUAGAUAUUUUAGGAGAUAGUACUACUGUUUAAUACAACUGGCCCAAAAUUCCCUUCAAAUUCUAAAUGUGCAAAUUAGUACAGAUAAAAACAGCACUCAUCUUUGAAUAAGAUAAUGCGACUGAAGGUUAGAAAAAAUAGAACAAAAUCAUGAAAACUUUUGCACGUCGCGUACAAAAAUUUUAAUAACUAGUAUUUUUUUUAAAAUUUAGAACACAUCUUAUGCAGAGUAUUCCCACAAUGCAGCUCUAACGUAAAUGGGAAAGCGAUAAGGCACACCGUGCUCAUUCAUAGAAUGGCGGAAGUUUUCAUGCUUAGUAUACAAUUGCACAGAUGCCGUUGACCCGGUCAAGCUGAGCGACUUCCACUCUUCUGGUUAAUAACAUUUUUUUUUCUUUUGAAAAUAUUACUUUAUCGUCAAAGACCUGUCUGAAUUUAUAUACGUGUUUCGGAUUUCCACCAUCAUUAUGCUACCCUGCUUACAUAUCGUGCAAAUAAUUACGUAUCGAGUGUUCUUGAAUAAUGUACUACUUUUUUUUGCACCAUUGACAUUUCCAAAGACAUUAUAUCGCAUGUAUAACUAUUGCACCAAUGUAAUAAAAGAUUCAUAUAACUGAU